This is a messenger RNA of Heterobasidion irregulare TC 32-1, 1734 nucleotides long. RefSeq lists its product as uncharacterized. The transcript is spliced from 4 exons. Bases 1 to 1734 code for a protein of 577 amino acids. NCBI's taxonomy places the organism in Eukaryota, Fungi, Basidiomycota, Agaricomycetes, Russulales, Bondarzewiaceae. Gene Ontology annotation, molecular function: protein binding. The record is from RefSeq and is a predicted model, not a curated record.
AUGGACGGAGUUAACGUGACACUAGCGUAUUCAGGCUCGAGUCUCUUUGACUUCCCCACUGAACUCAUCGUUCAAAUCCUCCAUUUCCUCUCCCUCCACGAACUCAUCACAUGCCAGCUAUGCUGCCGACUUUUGCGCCGGAUUAUUCAAGCUUCGAGCCGCUUGCAAUACACCAUGCUGACCGAAGCCACGUCAAUCCAAUAUGACCCUCUGUCCAAUCGGCCGUACGCUGAGCGCCUCGAACUCCUACGCCGAAGGGAGCGCGCUUGGACGCAACUCGAUCCCCGCGCAUUCACAACUAUUCCUGUCCAUUUUCAAUCAAGCGGCAUCUAUGACUUCACCGGGGGUGCAUUUCUGCUCGGUAAUCGCUACAAUGCAGACAAUAGACGCCUCACCCACGGAUAUUCUUACCUCCGCCUUCCCUCAAUUUAUGACAUACCAGAAUUGCUGGAUGGAGGUGCGACAUCGAUCACAUGGAAAUCUGUCAAUUUUGGUAUGACAGUUGUCGACGUCGGGUUGGCCGUAGAGGAGCACGAUCUCAUCGCCGUUUUGACCUCACGAGAAGUUCCCGGGGACGAUCCGGAAGAAGAUACGACGGUUCUCGAGCUCAGGCUCCUAAGUUUCUCGACUGGUCACCCUCACCCUCUGGCCGCGUCUCCCGUCAUGUUUUUGACGAGAAGGGACGCAUGGCUGGGGCAUUGUAGCGUUCUUAUUGAAAUUGUAGGAGACUAUCUGGCCUUGCUGCUCACCUUUCCAUGGAUCCGGUUAAACGGGAAAGACAAGUUCUUUCUCGUUGAAUGGAAAACAGGACGCUCGCAUCUUAUACGUACCUCCCAGUCUGGCGCAUACGCGCAUUUCGUUUUUCUACAAGAAGACCUCCUGGUGUUCACGCACAUGUCGUUAAAUCACCUUGAGAUCUGCAAAAUCGUGGCCGGUAACCCACCCAGCCUCCAGACUGUCCGAAUUCUCCAAUUCCCCUCUCUCCAGAACGCACACGUGCUCCGCUUCGACUGUCGUGCCGAGCCAAAUCCCAUGAGCAGCAGCACGCCUCCAUUUCAACCCCAGUCCGAGCCGCGCACACGCUGCGCGGUGCGCGAGGACCCAGAAAACGCGAUCGCCAUAUUUUACCUUGUCUUUCAGCAGGGCCCCGGAGCGCCCCACUUCGGCGAGAUGCACCACUUUUCGUUCGUCGUCCACCGGCGUUCACUCAUCGCGCUUCUCCCGCUCGAGGCCCGCGAGGCUCCAAGAUUCCAUGCUGCAUGGCCGCAGGCCGACGGUAUCACCGUCCUUCCACUGGAGUGGGAAAAGUGGGGGCCGCGCGUGACGCGUUGGUUUGCGUGCGACGAGGAGCCGAUGCGGUGGAUCACGAUGACGAACGGGCAGCGGUACGUGACGACGACGGACGAGCAGAGGGGCCCGCUCACGCUGCGCGACUUCAACCCGUACCACGUGCGCCGCCAUCAGAUGCGCGCGGCGGACGGGGGCCGCGACGCCGAGGAGAAGAUGGUGCUGCCGAACGGGAACGUCGUCCGGCUGGUGACGCAGAAGACCGUGCUGCAGCGCGGGGACUUAUUUGAGGCGGACGUGGAGAGCGAGCUCCCGUACUGCGAGACGGUGACUCGGAAAGAGUAUGAGUACGACGGGGUGAUGAUCGACGAGGAGCGCAUCGUCGGGCUGUAUCUGCGCGAGGACGGGACAGGGAUUAAAUCUUACGACGUGCACCUGUUUGGGUGA